Suillus discolor is the source of this 1473-nucleotide messenger RNA. RefSeq lists its product as uncharacterized. The coding region runs from base 1 to 1473 and encodes 490 amino acids. Lineage: Eukaryota; Fungi; Basidiomycota; Agaricomycetes; Boletales; Suillaceae. The record is from RefSeq and is a predicted model, not a curated record. The transcript is spliced from 6 exons.
AUGACCAUACCUCCGGAAGCGGCUAAUGAGGCCUUGAACGUCACGCUGACCUUUGUGCAAUUGCUCAUGAAGCGAUGCAUCGAGGUGAAGAAGGACGACCCAGAGGCCUUAAGGCUAUCCGAUGAGAUUGCCAAGCGCGUGGCCAAAGACUUAAAACUCUAUGGUGGGAAUGCCACAUCAUUCUCCCCACAGCUACUCUCUUUUGCUGCGGUGAUAAGACAGCACUCAAGGGGCGGCACCUUUGAGAGUGUCCCCAACUGGACCUCUGUUAUCGACGACGAUCCACGGAUCAAGAGCCACCUGCGAUUCCAGAAGACCGUCCAUUAUCGCCAACCCUCUGCGGAUGUUCCUGCAAUCGCGACAUUGACUGCAAUUUCCACUGCUGUCCCAACAACAAUGACCCUCAUUGUCCCGCCGUUGACACCCUCAGCUCUACCACGUGUGCUAUCUCACAUGGAAUCGGAUCUCCUCUCCAAGCUGGUAGUGGAACCGAAACUAUCUUUGCGUCGAGCGCGCAAGAAUCCACCUGUUCUCAGACAUUUUCCAGCAGGUCCACUGGCAAGAUUCCACCACCUGUACGGGACCGCCUUUAUGAGAAAACCGGAGAAUGCUGUCUUGCAGGUGAGCAAUAGCAAGAAGUGGAAGGCGGAAGACGAAGAUAGGGAUGAGGCCACUGCAGUUGCCAAGGCCAAGUUACCUUCCCCAUCCGAAGAGCCUGCGAAAAAAAGGAAGAAGUUAAUAUCAAAUGUCCAAAAAGGGCCAACCGGAACCAUCUUGGUGAAAACAAAGGGAUUACCUGUCACCACUGACCAGGAUAUUCUGCUAGUGAACAAGAAGGAUUUCCGGGACACAGCAACUCGGCCUGCAGAGUGGGGCUCCGAUUCUCAUAUCGCUACUCCGCGGCAGCAUUCCGUUCAUUACCAUCCCCGGCAGUGCGACAAGUGCACGAAAUUGAACAUGCCUUGUGUUGUCCUCCCUGACAAAAAAUUUGGAUACACCUGCCUGGCAUGCGCAAAUUGCGAUAGUAUGAAGAUCGCGUGUGCAAUCGACGGUGUUGGUGUCCGGCAGAGGUUGCAAGGGAAGUCAGCGAAAGCAUCUUCCAACCCUGCCAAAUACCCCAGGACUACCAAGUCCGCGCCAUGUCCUCUCCCUGAACAGAACAUCAUUGAACAUAAAGAGGCAGAGAAAAAGCCCAUGGACAUCCUUCCCGGUCAGAUGCAAAUGCACCUGGAACACCGGCAAUCACCUGCACCCACCAGCUCGCUCGAAUCCGAGCCCACCCCAAGAUAUAUCCUCCAGAGCAUCCAGGACCUCAGUAGGAGAUUGGAUCUCCUUGCUACCAAUGAGCGGGUGGACAGGCUGGAGGCAAGAGCGGGUUUGGUGGAGACUAACCUACUUAAACUGUUGAAUGAGUUGGAGGAACGGUUCAACGCAUCCAAUGCUCGUCAGCAAUCCAUGGCAUCCCUCGCAUAG